Messenger RNA from Manacus vitellinus (golden-collared manakin), 1567 nucleotides. RefSeq names its product activin A receptor type 1 (gene ACVR1). Gene Ontology annotation, cellular component: plasma membrane; BMP receptor complex. Gene Ontology annotation, molecular function: SMAD binding; transforming growth factor beta receptor activity, type I; ATP binding. The coding region runs from base 44 to 1567 and encodes 507 amino acids. Gene Ontology annotation, biological process: cellular response to growth factor stimulus; transforming growth factor beta receptor signaling pathway; protein phosphorylation. The transcript has 10 exons. Lineage: Eukaryota; Metazoa; Chordata; Aves; Passeriformes; Pipridae. The record is from RefSeq and is a predicted model, not a curated record.
GUGAAGCGACUGCAGCAAAAGCUCCAGGGUGGCCGAUGGAGUUAUGAUUCUCCCUGUGCUGAUGGUGAUGGCGUUCCCGUCCCCGAGCUGGCAAGAUGAUGAACUGAAGCUCAAGAUGGUGCACUACGAAUGUGUGUGUGAAGGCAUGUCCUGUGGGAAUGGGGAUCGGUGCCAAGGCCAGCAAUGCUUUGCUUCCCUGAGCAUCAAUGACGGGGCUAAGGUUUACCAGAAGGGCUGCUUCCAGGUCUAUGAACAGGGCAAAAUGACUUGCAAAACACCUCCGUCCCCUGACCAGGCUGUGGAGUGCUGCCAGGGACACCUGUGCAACAUGAACAUCACUGCACAGCUGCCCUCUUCCAAAGGGCAAACCUUUCAAGGAGAAGCUGCAGGUUACAGUAUGGAAACACUAAUCAUCGUUAUCCUGGCUCCUGUGAUAGUGUUGAUAGUUUUUUCUGCAGUAGCAGUGCUGAUCAUCCGGAGAAUACAGAAGAACCACAUGGAGAGGCUCAAUUCUAGGGAUGCAGAGUAUGGCACCAUCGAGGGCCUCAUUGCCUCGAACGUGGGGGACAGCACGUUGGCAGAUUUGUUGGACCAUUCCUGCACAUCUGGAAGUGGUUCUGGACUUCCCUUCUUGGUGCAAAGAACGGUGGCUCGUCAGAUCACGCUUGUGGAGUGUGUAGGAAAGGGCCGUUAUGGAGAAGUUUGGAGGGGUCAGUGGCAAGGAGAAAAUGUUGCUGUGAAGAUCUUCUCCUCUAGGGAUGAAAAGUCCUGGUUCAGGGAAACUGAGUUGUACAACACUGUAUUGCUGCGGCACGAGAAUAUUUUGGGUUUUAUCGCCUCCGACAUGACCUCCCGGAACUCCAGCACGCAGCUGUGGCUGAUCACACACUACCACGAGAUGGGCUCUCUGUACGACUACCUGCAGCUGACCACGCUGGACACGGUGAGCUGCCUGCGCAUCGUGCUGUCCAUCGCCAGCGGGCUGGCACACCUGCACAUCGAGAUCUUCGGCACGCAGGGCAAGCCGGCCAUCUCCCACCGCGACCUCAAGAGCAAGAACAUCCUCGUCAAGAAGAACGGGCAGUGCUGCAUCGCUGACCUGGGCCUGGCAGUUGUGCAUUCCCAAAGCACAAACCAGCUGGAUGUGGGGAACAAUCCCCGUGUGGGCACCAAGCGCUACAUGGCCCCGGAGGUGCUGGACGAGACGAUCCAGGCAGACUGCUUCGACUCCUACAAGAGGGUGGACAUCUGGGCCUUCGGGCUGGUGCUCUGGGAGGUGGCCAGGCGCAUGGUCAGCAACGGUAUUGUGGAAGACUACAAACCACCCUUUUAUGACUUGGUUCCGAACGAUCCCAGUUUUGAAGACAUGAGGAAAGUGGUCUGUGUGGAUCAGCAGAGGCCCAACAUUCCCAACAGAUGGUUCUCAGACCCGACGUUAACGUCCCUCGCCAAGCUGAUGAAGGAGUGCUGGUACCAGAACCCGUCCGCCAGACUGACAGCCCUGCGCAUCAAAAAGACUUUGACCAAAAUUGACAAUUCCUUAGACAAACUGAAAGCUGACUGUUGA